AAAAAAAUUAUUUUGCCUGAUUUUGUUAUAUUUUGUUAGUUAUAUGAAUUAUUGUCUGUUUGGUCCUUAACUUUAUUUUCCACUUAACUUUAUAUUUUUGUCCAUCUUGAUUAUGUAAUUUUUAAAUAUUAAAUGAUUGAUGAUUGAUCACUUGUUUUGUACUUGAAUAGCCUUUUUACCAAAUACAUUUUUACUCUUACUUGAGUCAUUUGGUGGGCAACUAUUUACUUUUACUUGAGUAAAAAUAACAGUAACAGUGCUGGUCUUACUUGAGUAAAAUUUUUGCAGACUGUUAUCUGAAAUUUCUGAAUAAUAAUAAUAAAAAAACAUUUGGUGCUUUAAGUAUACCAUGCUCCUUAUUUGAUCUUGUUUACUAGCUUGUAGAGCUAAUACUGAUGAAUGAUAGUUGCUGCUCUGUUUUGUGACAAAGAUGGGGUUUUAUUGUAUCUGCAAAAGUUCUUGUCAUGUACAUUAAGCAAAGCAAGGUGAGCUUUGAUGUGUCUGACUGAAGCAGGCGCUUCUUUGUGAUUUUGGUCAGAAGGAUCCUGUCAGGUCUUCAGCUUUGUUCUCUCCAUGUUUGUCUUCUUUAAGACCUAAAGUGACACUAUAGGCAGCUGUGAUCAUGAGAUCAUGAGACCAAUCAGCACAGCCUUGUCUCUGUGGAGUUCAGUAAGCAUCAAGGUGCUUUUCAUUCAACACGUCCAUUUCAGCAGGAUGACACCUUCAGGCUCCGUUUUCUGUCUCUUGGUCGUCCUCUUAUGGAGAAAGGUUGAGCUGAAUUAUUUGGGAAAAUCAUCUGUUCAUCAACAGAGGAGCUUUAUGUCAGCUGAAGUUGGCAGCAACGUGACUCUGCAUUGUUCUUAUGGGACUGAAGCUGCGAGGUAUUACUGGUACAAGCAAUCUCUGGGACAGAAGCUACAGAUUAUCUCUAUCAGUUAUAAAUUUGAUAAAAGUGGCGAGUUUCAUGACGAGUUCCAGGACAACCCACGAUUCACUGUGAAAACCAACGAUGGGAAAAGUCAGUUAAAUAUUUUUCACUUAAAACCAUCAGACACAGGAACUUACUUUUGUGCAAGUGGCAUUUCAUUUGUGUUUGAGUUUGGGGAGGGUGUCACAGUCAGCGUGAAGAAUCCGGUUCUGGAAAAUACAAGUUGGAUCCGUCAGUCUGAAUCUGGAACCGUCCAGAUGGGAAGCUCUGUGACUCUGAACUGUACAGUUCAAACUGGGAGCUGUGGUGGAGAACACAGUGUUUACUGGUUUAGACACUCUGGAGAAUCUCAUCCAGGACUCAUUUACACCCACGGAGGAAGCAGCGAUCAGUGUGGGAAAAGUCCUAACACACAAACACACACCUGCAUGUACGAUCUGCCUAUAAGGAACCUGAAUAAGUCUCAUGCUGGGACUUAUUACUGUGCUGUUAUUUCAUGUGGACAAGUUCUGUUUGGAAACGGGACAAAGCUGGAUGUGGAAGGUGAGGCCGUCUCUUUGUCCUUGGUUUAUUUCUUAAGUGCAGCUUUGAUUUUCACCAUCAUCCUGAGUGUUUUACUGGCCUUCACACUGCACAAGAUGCACAAGAGGAACAGCUGCCAAACUUCAGAGUUUAACGGAAGACUUUCAUGUCAUCCAGCAACAAGCACCCAGGUACAUCGAGUCGCAGGCGACCUCCAUUAUGCUGCUGUAAAUGUUAACCAGCUCAGCAGACCAAGGAGACACAGGAAGAGCACAGAGUCUGAGUGUGUGUACUCAGCUAUGACACACACUCUGAACUGAAGACGGUUCAGUUCACUCUCCUAAAGCUGCCUGGAGAACUGAAGCACAGCUCAGAGACUGUUUCGGGUCAAAGACUAAAGAAUACUUCUGUGUUUUUUUUUUUUACAUUUCACAGAAUAAACUUAUUUAAAUUGUUAAACUUCUUAAAAUGACUAAAUUGUGUGUGUUUGAUCGAUUAGAUGCCAGUUUUUACAGUGCGUAGAUUAUGAUAAUUUGCUUAGUUGCCAACUUUGAAUUCAGGUUAAUGCUGUUCAAACAAAAAU
Poecilia latipinna (sailfin molly) is the source of this 2033-nucleotide messenger RNA. Its product is annotated as V-set and immunoglobulin domain-containing protein 1-like. Lineage: Eukaryota; Metazoa; Chordata; Actinopteri; Cyprinodontiformes; Poeciliidae. Bases 631 to 1770 code for a protein of 379 amino acids. The transcript has 5 exons. The record is from RefSeq and is a predicted model, not a curated record. Gene Ontology annotation, biological process: response to bacterium.